This is a messenger RNA of Linepithema humile (Argentine ant), 2339 nucleotides long. Its product is annotated as dihydrolipoyllysine-residue succinyltransferase component of 2-oxoglutarate dehydrogenase complex, mitochondrial. Gene Ontology annotation, biological process: tricarboxylic acid cycle. Lineage: Eukaryota; Metazoa; Arthropoda; Insecta; Hymenoptera; Formicidae. Gene Ontology annotation, molecular function: dihydrolipoyllysine-residue succinyltransferase activity. The record is from RefSeq and is a predicted model, not a curated record. Gene Ontology annotation, cellular component: mitochondrion; oxoglutarate dehydrogenase complex.
CUUGCGACCCCACCAUCUCUGCUGCGAAAAGUCGUGCCGUCUUUCUGUCCGCUGUUUGCCGUCGCGCGAAUAGACGCCUGAAUGUACGCUUCCCCGAGGAUGGCCGCGAUGCUGUCCAACUGUUCGCGGUUCGCGCCUCGUAUGAUCACGCGGGGUAAUGUGUUACGGGCCAAGGUCGCGAGAUCGUUAUAUAGUCAAGGGCGUCCUGUAAUAAUCUAUGCCGAACAUGUGCCCAAUGCUAAAACUCCAUUAUGUAGGAAAUAUAAGGCAAAUUAUUAUUGGAUAAAUCAAGCGAGACAUAUACAUUCAACUUCAUCACUAUGGGAGAUCAAGGAAGUUGUAGUCCCUGCAUUUGCGGAAAGUGUAAGCGAGGGCGAUGUGAGGUGGGAGAGGAAAGUCGGCGACCAAGUUAAGGAAGAUGAUGUUCUUUGUGAGAUUGAAACCGAUAAAACUUCGGUUCCUGUCCCCUCGCCCGGACCUGGCGUUAUUAAGGAGAUUUUCGCUCAGGAUGGAGACACGGUGAAGCCAGGACAAAAAUUAUGCACCAUCGAUAUCGGUGCGACCGGCGGAGCUGCGGCCGCACCUGCGGCGGAAAAACCGAAACCUGCUGCUGCGGCCGCGCCGCCUCCUCCACCGCCUCCGCCACCGCCGCCAUCUGAUAGUGCAGCGACUCCUGCACCGCCGCCACCAAAACCCGCGGCGCCUAUUCCGCCUCCCGCUGCACGGCCACCACCGCCGCAAAAGCCCACUGCAUCGAUGCCGGUUGCAGCUAUCAAACACGCGCAGUCGCUGGAAGGCGCAAAGGUUCAACUACCUCCCGCCGAUUACACACGUGAGAUUAUCGGCACCAGGACGGAGCAGCGAGUAAAGAUGAACAGGAUGCGUCUGCGUAUCGCGGAACGUUUGAAGGACGCACAGAACACGAAUGCUAUGUUAACUACGUUCAACGAAAUCGAUAUGAGUCGCAUUAUUGAGUUCCGAAAAACACAUCAAGAAGCAUUCACGAAAAAGUACGGUCUGAAAUUCGGGUUCAUGAGUCCGUUUGUCGUGGCCAGCGCGUACGCGCUGAAGGACCAACCCGUGGUGAACGCCGUGAUAGAUGGCACCGAUAUAGUAUACAGAGAUUACGUAGAUAUUAGCGUGGCGGUUGCGACGCCGAAGGGACUUGUCGUGCCGGUGCUUCGCAGCGUGGAGAAUAAGAACUUCGCCGAAAUUGAGAUCGCUCUUGCAGCUCUGGGCGAUAAGGCCAGAAAAGGGAAGAUCUCCGUCGAGGACAUGGACGGCGGCACGUUCACGAUAAGCAACGGCGGCGUUUUCGGCUCGCUUUUGGGAACUCCUAUCAUUAAUCCGCCGCAGAGCGCGAUUCUCGGUAUGCACGGUGUCUUCGACAGACCGAUCGCCGUUAAGGGAGAGGUUGUCAUUCGACCAAUGAUGUACGUAGCUCUGACGUACGAUCACCGGCUGAUUGACGGACGUGAGGCUGUGAUGUUCCUGAGGAAGAUCAAAGAUGCCGUAGAGGAUCCUAGAAUUAUAUUGGCUGGCCUUUAAUAACUUAAAACAAGUGUGUUAAUGACUUCUACUUAAAUCACCAAGAUAAACAAGAGCGCGCGACACGAGAGUCUGGAUAGUCUCGUCAGAGAGUCUUCCCGCUUCGGAAACUUCUUUUCAUUGGAACAUUAAGAAACCUGUCAAUAUUUUGUCCGUUAAUUUUGAAUCGCAUAUGGAAUGACUCGGCGAGUGCGAUUACGAAUGACGAUAAGCACGCGAGCUAGUCUCGUUUGUAAUUUUGAAUUUUCACAGUAAUUUUGUGAAGCAACGCAUAAAAUAUAAUGAGUCACUUUGACUUUGUAACGCUAGUCUGUUAUUGGAUGACAUAAUUUUUGUUAUCGGACCUUCGAACGCGAUAGUCAAAUAGCGAUUACGUAAUCGAUUGUUACGUUUUACGCGCGAAGCGUCGCGACGUGUCCACGAACUCUUGUAUUUUUACCCCCUUCGUGCGCGCCAAACCGACUUGGAUCGAUGGAGGGGACAGCGCAAAGAGGCGGAGGUCAAGGAAGCUAGAAAAUACUUCAUUAGAUGUACAUUAAAUCCACAAGCUAAAAUAAAACCUCACUAAUUUACGUGUUUCAGCAUUGUUGAAUUGUGAUCACAGCGGCCAUAGGGGAUACUUAACGCGCGAUUUGAUAGAUCUUUAAAUAGAAAAACAAUGUUAUGUUUGCACUUGUACUGAGCAUUUUAAAAUCCAUUUAACGAAAGUUUUUGCACUCGAAAGAAAACAGGAUAUUCGUUAUUUGCGAUCUUGUAAAUCAAAAUUGUUUCUGAAUAAAAACGUGAAUCAA